Diachasma alloeum is the source of this 2072-nucleotide messenger RNA. RefSeq names its product cell division cycle protein 16 homolog (gene Cdc16). The record is from RefSeq and is a predicted model, not a curated record. The transcript is spliced from 11 exons. Lineage: Eukaryota; Metazoa; Arthropoda; Insecta; Hymenoptera; Braconidae. The coding region runs from base 81 to 2039 and encodes 652 amino acids. Gene Ontology annotation, molecular function: protein binding. Gene Ontology annotation, biological process: cell division.
CCGGGAGAAAAACAUAACCUUCUUCUCUGCUGUCAUUUUCCCACAACUCAAAAAAAAUAAAUGUAAUUUUCACAAUAAAAAUGUCGAGACAAGAAGGGGACAAUGACUCCAGUGAAAUGCAAAAUUUUAAUGAGGAUAAGGGCAUUAAUUUGAAUACCUAUAGGAAACUCGUAAAAUCCUACAUCGACCUGCAUCUUUACAGUGCGGCUCUCUUCUGGGCUGACAAAGUCUUAUCGUUGAGUAAUGAUGAUCCUAAGGAUGUUUGUACACUGGCACAAUGCAUGUAUCUGAUGAAACAGUACCAUCGGGCUGCCCAUCUCAUCAGGAGUCGAGGAUUAGAAAAGACCGAUCUUAUGUGUCACUAUUUAACCGUUCGAAGUUUGCUGGAAGCGAAAGAGUUCAAUGAAGCACUGCAAGUGAUAAACGAACUGGAAAUUUGCAGUAACAUAUCUCAGUCUGGAGUCAGUUUCAUGGCCCAUCCCAACAUCCUCCAGGACGCGCCAAAGAAUGUGCAAAGCGCGAUUUUAUACGUCAAAGGGAGAGUUUACGAAGCAACUGACAAUAGGACUGUUGCCACAGAUUGCUACAAACAAGCACUACACUGUGAUGUUUAUUCUUAUCAGGCGUUUGAAGCCCUAGUGCAAAAUCAAAUGCUCUCUGCUGCUGAGGAGAGGGAAUUGCUGGAAUCUCUGCCAUUCAACGAGCAAUGUUCAGAAGCUGAUAGAGAACUGUUGAGAUUACUUUAUGAGAGUAAAUUGAAAAAAUAUCAGGAACCUACGGAGGAUGUUUCGUUGGCGUCCUGCAAUGUCAAAGGCGUUCUCAUUAGUGCGAACCUGGAUAUGCAGGUGGCCAAGGCUGAACGAUUAUACUAUAACUGCGAUUAUCAUCAGUGUUUUAAUCUUACGGAGAAGAUUCUGAAGAAAGAUCCGUAUCAUAGCUCUUGUUUGCCAGUUCACAUUGCUUGUUUGGUAGAAUUGAAGAAGACGACGGCGUUAUUUUAUCUCGCACACAAACUCGUCGAUUUAUAUCCCGAUAUGGCUCUCGCUUGGUUCGCUGUUGGUUGUUACUAUUUUGGAAUAGGGAAGAGUGACCAUGCACGGAGAUAUUUGGCGAAGGCAACGGCUCUUGAUCGCUUGUUCGGUCCAGCCUGGCUGGCUUAUGGGCACUCCUUUGCCGUUGAAAAUGAACAUGAUCAGGCAAUGGCUGCGUACUUCAAGGCCUCGCAAUUGAUGAAAGGCUGUCAUUUGCCACUCUUGUACAUCGGCCUGGAGUGCGGUCUGACGAAUAAUCUCAAAUUAGCUGACAAAUUCUUCCAACAGGCACAGACUAUUGCACCCAACGAUCCGUUCGUUAUCCACGAGACUGGAGUGAUAUCCUUCUACAAUAUGGAUUACAAAACAGCAGAAAAACAAUUCAAAGAGGCAAUGAAGAGGAUUCAGAAUGGACUGAAAGACGUGAUUCUACCCAGCAAAUGGGAGGCAUUGCUGAACAACUUGGGACAUACCUGUAGGAAACUAAAAAAAUACGAAGAGGCCCUCGACUAUCAUCAACAGGCUUUAGUACUGAAUCCAUUGAAUCCAUCGACCUAUUCGUCCAUUGGUUUCAUCCACGCGCUAAUUGGAAAUACUCAGGAGGCUGUGGAUGCGUUUCACCGGGCCCUUGGACUCAGGAGAGACGAUACAUUCACGACAACAAUGCUCGGAUAUGUUAUGGAGCAACUUAUUGAUGAAAGUCCCCCCUAUCUCGAUGCUCCAACUGAAAUGCCAAAGUAUAAAUUCUCAGAGGCUCGAGUCCCCCCGCAAGCCGCCGAUAGUUCAGACAAUCAGGCAGCUGGACCUGCUGGAGCUCAGGAUCAAGAAAUCAACAAAUUACGAGUGAAUUUAUUCUCACGUUGGGGCGAAGACUCGGGGAAAAACGAUGAGAACACAACUGAUAAAACUGAAAAUCGAUCUCGAGAUGUUGUGAAUUAUUCCACAGGUGACAUGAGUUCUGAAGUGGAGAUGCUGGAUUCGUCGACAGCUCACAUAGAAUAUAAUUGAGAUGAAUAAAGCGCCUUGAUUUUUUGGUCUAAA